AUAAGGCCAGCCUGGUGUGAUGCCACGCGCAAUUCCUCCUCUCCCCCUCUCACUCUCUCUCUCUCUCUCUCUCUCUUCGCUGCCAUCACCCUUCUUUUCCUCUCCCUCUUCUCCUGGAGAAGAGUCUCUGCCCUCCUCUCUCUCUCUCUCUCUAAGCCCUGCCGCUCCUCUGAACCUCUCUCAUCCACUAUUUUCACUGUUUGUUAAAAAAAUAUUACCCCUCGCUCUCUCUCCAUUGAUUUGAUCUCCAGGCAACCGUCAGAUAGUUUUUUUUCUAGUUAUUACCUUCUCUCUCCAUGAGCACAAUCCCCCUCAAGGCCUAGCCCCUCCGGACUCUCAUCUCGUUCGUUCCUCUCUCUAACCCUAAUGGAAACCCUAGCUGCAGUAGUGACGCUUGGCCUCCUGGCAGCCGGCCUGUACUGGUUCGUGUGCCUGCUGGGGUCUGCCGAGCAGAAAGGGAAGCACGCCUCGGAACUGAGCGGUGGCUCCCUCGGUAGGGAGCAGGUGGCGUCGACCUACCGGCAGUACUGGACCUUCUUCCGUAAGCCCAAGGAGAUCGAGCAUGCCGACCGUGUCCCUGACCUCGUCGACUCCUUCUACAACCUCGUCACCGAUAUUUACGAGUGGGGCUGGGGACAGAGUUUCCACUUUUCCCCAUCUUUGCCUGGCCACUCUCAUGCGGCCGCCACCAGGGCCCAUGAAGAGAUGGCUGCAAACCUCCUGAAACUUGGUCCAGCGAUGAAAGUUUUGGAUGCGGGCUGCGGAGUUGGAGGGCCGAUGCGCACGAUUGCCACGCACAGUGGCGCAAAUGUGGUCGGGAUCACUAUCAAUGAGUACCAAGUCGGGAGAGCUCGACUCCAUAAUAUCAAGGCAGGGCUUGAUAAGCUCUGCGAGGUUGUCUGUGGUGACUUUCUCCACAUGCCCUUCGACGCUGAGUCCUUCGACGCCGCAUACUCAAUCGAGGCAACAUGCCAUGCGCCAAAGCUCUCAGAAGUUUAUGCCGAGAUCUUCCGAGUUCUCAAACCCGGAGCCCUGUAUGUCACGUAUGAAUGGGUCACGACACCAAAGUUUCAGCCCGACAAUUCCGAACAUUUGGAGAUAGUUCAGGGGAUCGAGAGGGGGAACGCUUUGCCAGGGCUGAGGAGGCAGGACGAGGUCGCCGAGAUCGCCAAGGGCGUGGGAUUCGAAUUGGUGGAAGAGAGGGAUUUAGCUUUGCCCCCUGCUCUUCCCUGGUGGACGAGAUUGAAGAUGGGGAGGGUCGCGUAUUUUAGGAACCAUGUGGUGGUGUGGGUGCUCACCAUGGUCAGGAUCGCACCCAAGGGGGUCGACGAUGUCCACGAGAUGCUCUUUCACACCGCCCACCAUCUCACUCGGGGCGGACAGACAGGGAUCUUCACGCCGAUGCACAUGAUCCUGUUGAGGAAGCCCAACAAUGCGGCACCCGCCUGCUAGUUUGCCACCAUUGUUCUCUCUCUCUCUCUCUCUCUCUCUCUCUCCCACAUAAACCCCUGUUUCUAUCUCCUUCUCUCCUGUCUUCUUUGGUUUAACCCUUGACCGCUCUAAGUUUUGUUUUGGGUUUUUAGGAUUAUGCUUCAAUCCUCUGCUGUAGUUUUAUUUAUUAUGUUUAAUUUUCUAGUUUUUCUUAUUAUUCUUAUUAUUCAAAGCCUUCCUUUUUUCUGCUUUUCUGGAUUAUCCGUAGCUUUUAUUAUUGCAGAUUUUUUUAUUAUUAGAAGUCUUCAUUUUUCAGCUUUUCUGGAUCAUUGGUCUGAGCUGGUCAGGGGAUUGGGAUUUGUUAGGGGUCUGAGCUUUCAGUUAUAGAACCCCGAUAUUGAUCUAUUAAGGAAUCUUUGCAUAUUGAUCUCUUAAAGAAUCUUUAAGACCAGUACAUAUAUCCAGCCCAGUUAUAGCGAGAUACACAAUCAAGAGAUACAUAUCCAGUACACCUUACAUAUCUAUAUAUACAAUAUACAAUGCACGUACAUGCAAUAAUAUUCACAUCCCACAUCCAGGAUGUUAGAUCUGGGUUGGUUCUCUUCUAAUUGAAGAUGGAAAACAGUUGGAGAUGGCUUCUCUCAAUCUGCCUUCUGAAACUGAUCAGAUGUGUAUUAUAUAAUUGGGCUCAUUUUCUUGAUGGGUUUCAUUAUUGCAGAGCUGUAUUGCUUCUUUUUGAUCAACCAUGAACUAUUUUGCUUC
Molecule: messenger RNA, 2193 nt
Organism: Amborella trichopoda
Lineage: Eukaryota; Viridiplantae; Streptophyta; Magnoliopsida; Amborellales; Amborellaceae
Gene: SMT3
Product: sterol methyltransferase 3
Biological process (GO): steroid biosynthetic process
Molecular function (GO): S-adenosylmethionine-dependent methyltransferase activity
Source: RefSeq, a predicted model, not a curated record